AUGCCUCGCCCUUCCAAGAAGGCAGACGACAAGGCCAAAGUCCCCGUUGUCCCCGCGCCCACCAUGGUUCACCCGCCCGUCGGCAUGAUGCCCGUGCCACCCGUUCCUGUCGGCCUCGCUGCGGGCGUCCCGACGCGUCUCGUCGACCCGGAUAGCUUCCUUCGCGUGCGCGACUCGGCUGUUGGCCGCCUCAACACCAUCAUUGAGCUGAUCAAGUCCUUCACUACCGACUAUGUUCGCCAGACGAACCUGCUCCUCGGCGAGGCCACUGCCGAUGGCGGGGCUGACCUGCUGAGCGCCUUUGAGAACACGGCAGCUCAGCUCAUCAUGCCUGGUGUCGCCCCUGAGCUGCAGCAGCCGGUUGAGGAGAAGAAGGAGCGCAAGAAGCGAACUCACGACCCCAAUGCCCCCAAGCGUCCCCUGACCCCCUACUUCCUGUACAUGCAGCACGCCCGCUCCAUCAUCGCCAACGAUCUUGGUGCUGAGGCUCCCAAGGGUGCUGUCCAGGAAGAGGGUCAGCGACGAUGGGCCCACAUGAGCCCUACGGAAAAGAAGGGCUGGAAUGCUGCUUAUCAGUAUAACCUGCGCCUGUACAACGCCCGUGUGCACUCGUACAAGCAGGGCAACCCUCUGGCCAAGAACAUGAACGACGACGAGGCGCUCAAGUACGCCGAGGACUUCCAGAUCCCCAUGCCGGAGAUCAAGGAUACGCCUGCUGAGGCGCCCAGCAAUGACCACGACGCUAUUGCUGAGCAGCUGCAGGCCGACGACGCCAAGACGCCCAAGAAGGCUGCUGGUGGUCGCAAGCGCAAGACGGCCACGCCCGCGGCCGACACCAGCAUCAUGGAGCCCAAGGCCACCCCUGCCAGCCCGGACAAGAAGCGCCGGCGAACGUCCACCAAGGCCGUAGACGACAAGGAGGAGCCCAAGAAGUCGGGACGCAAGAAGACUAAGAGCUCUUAG
Messenger RNA from Purpureocillium lilacinum, 963 nucleotides. RefSeq lists its product as uncharacterized. Gene Ontology annotation, molecular function: DNA binding, bending. The record is from RefSeq and is a predicted model, not a curated record. Lineage: Eukaryota; Fungi; Ascomycota; Sordariomycetes; Hypocreales; Ophiocordycipitaceae.